Messenger RNA from Grosmannia clavigera kw1407, 2367 nucleotides. Its product is annotated as chromatin assembly factor 1 subunit. Gene Ontology annotation, biological process: nucleosome assembly; DNA replication-dependent chromatin assembly. Gene Ontology annotation, molecular function: protein binding. The coding region runs from base 1 to 2367 and encodes 788 amino acids. Gene Ontology annotation, cellular component: CAF-1 complex; nucleus. The record is from RefSeq and is a predicted model, not a curated record. The transcript is spliced from 5 exons. NCBI's taxonomy places the organism in Eukaryota, Fungi, Ascomycota, Sordariomycetes, Ophiostomatales, Ophiostomataceae.
AUGAAGAGCACGCCUCUGAUCAUCAAUUGGCAUGACCAGAAUGCCCCGAUCUAUUCGGCCCACUUUGAGCCGCACGGCAAGAAUCGUCUGGCCACGGCUGGGGGCGACAACAAUGUUCGGCUCUGGAAGGUCGAGUCCAACGGCGAGAACAGAAAGGUCGAGUACCUGUCGACGCUGGCAAAACAUACGCAAGCCGUGAACGUGGUUCGCUGGAGUCCAAAAGGCGAGCUCCUGGCUUCUGGUGGCGAUGACGGCAACGUCAUCCUCUGGGUGCCGUCGGAAAGCUACCACCCGACCUUUGGCAACGACGGGUACGAGGACAGGGAGACGUGGCGGACAAAACACAUGUGUCGGUCGUCGGGGGCCGAGAUCUACGACCUGGCCUGGUCGCCAGAUGGGUCGCACUUUAUCAUCGGCAGCAUGGACAACAUUGCUCGCAUAUACAAUGCUGCCAGCGGCGUGCUCGUCCGCCAGAUCGCCGAGCACAGCCAUUACGUGCAGGGCGUGGCCUGGGACCCGCUCAACGAGUACAUUGCCACACAGUCGUCGGACCGAUCGGUCCAUGUCUACUCGCUCAAGGCCAAGGACGGCCAGUACAUCCUGACGGCCGGCCUCGACGACAAGGCCCCCAAGUUGGCCAGCCACAUUAAAGCUGACCUGCCGCCACGUCGUCUCGCGUCGCAGAGCCCGGUGCCGCCGGAGCCGAUCCUGCCGUCGUCGUCCAACGGCCACCGGACCCAGUUGUCGGUCAUGGAUGCUGUACCACCCAUGGGCUCGCCAGUCCCGUCCGCUCCCGGCACCCCUACGUCUGUGGCCCUGCCGAUGAACCCUCCCAGUGUCGUCAGCCACAGCCGACGCUCGUCCUUCUCUUCACGGCGGUCCGUCUCGCCGGCACCCUCGACCAUGCCGCUGCCGGCUGUCAUGCCCAUGGAGGCGUCGCCGAAGCUGCACAUGUCCAGCUCCAACAUCGGCCUUGGCUCGUCGGCUGUCGGCAUGAAGAACGCCAAUCUUUACGCCAACGAAACCCUGACCUCCUUCUUCCGCCGCCUCACCUUCACGCCCGACGGCAGCCUACUGUUGACACCCGCCGGCCAGUACCAGACCCAGCACCACCACGAGGGCUCGAAGCCGUCGUACGAGAUCAUCAACACCGUCUACAUCUACUCGCGCGGCGGCAUCAGCAAGGCUCCCAUUGCCCAUCUACCCGGUCACAAGAAGCCGUCGGUGGCGGUGCGCUGCUCGCCCAUCAUCUACACCCUGCGUCCGUCGGCCGCGUCGACAAAGCACAUCACCAUCGACACAUCCUCGGCCGAAGAGCCCAUCAUCCCUUCGCUUCCCGACCCCAUCUCCAAUCCGACCUCGGUGCCGACCUCGACAGCCUCCGUCAUGGAUCCGCCACCACCGCCACCACCGCCGCCACAGUCUCACGCAUCCGCCGCAGAUCCUGCCACCCCAAACGCCAAGAUACUCGGCAGUGCUGAGACGGUCGCCACAGCGGCGACGCCCGGUCCCAAGUCUGCCUUUGCCCUGUCCCAUCGCAUGAUUUAUGCCGUGGCCACACAGGAUUCCAUCUUGCUGUAUGACACCCAGCAGCAGACGCCUCUCUGUGUCGUUAGCAAUCUGCACUGUGCCACGUUUACAGAUAUAACAUGGUCGAGUGACGGCCUGACACUGCUCGUCUCCUCAUCAGACGGCUUCUGCUCCACACUCUCCUUUACGCCUGGCGAGCUGGGCCAGCAGCACAUGGGCGAGACAGCACUGGUCCGAGAGUGGAGCCGGCAGGCUGCAACCGGCGCGUUUGGCGAUAUGACCGUGCAUCGCAACUCGGCCAGCUCGUUCACGGCACCAUCGCCGCCGGCCACGGCGUCCUUUGCUAGCUUUGGAGGGAGCAGCAACAGCAGCGCGAAUGGCGGAAACAGCAACACUGCCGCUUCCACCGUAACGAUGCGUCCCUCAUCGCCGGCCCGGUCGAACUCGGCGUCGUCCGUGCUGACACAAGCAUCGCUGGCCGCCCUGAACAACCCGCCGCUGGUGGUGGGAAGCAUGCCGAGCCUGGCUGCCACGGCUGCUGGUGGUACUGGCAAGACAAGCUCAGCUCUCGCGGCUGCAGUUGCCGCAGCCGCCACGCCACCCGAAACGCCACGCAACCGUGCUAGCAGCGUCACAAGCAGCGUGGCCGGGAGCGUGACUGCUGCAGCCACAGCAUCGUCGCUGUCAGUGCCGGUGACGACGGGCACGAAGCGGGAGGCCGGCGCCGAGGGCGAGAAAGAGGACGUGUCAGUAGUGACGGGAGAGCCGGAGCCGAAGAAGCGGCGAAUCGCGCCGACGCCUGUAAUCAGCGGUAGUGACGGCGGAAGCAGUGCGUGA